This is a messenger RNA of Tribolium castaneum (red flour beetle), 787 nucleotides long. RefSeq lists its product as uncharacterized. The transcript has a single exon. Gene Ontology annotation, molecular function: copper ion binding. The record is from RefSeq and is a predicted model, not a curated record. Lineage: Eukaryota; Metazoa; Arthropoda; Insecta; Coleoptera; Tenebrionidae. Bases 1 to 729 code for a protein of 242 amino acids.
AUGAGGGUGUUGGAAGUGUGCGUCGAUAGUUACGAGUCGGCAGUGGCCGCCAUGACCGGCGGGGCGGCGCGGCUCGAGUUGUGCUCCUCGCUGGUAGAUGGCGGGCUGACGCCGACUCCGGGGCUGCUCGCCCAGAUCCGGGAAUAUUCAAAGGAGAUCACGGUUUUUUGCAUGCUGCGGUGCCGCCCCGGAAAUUUUGUGUACACCACCGAGGAGGUGGAGAUAAUGAAACGCGAUGCUAAAAUCCUGCAGAAGUAUGGUUCUGAUGGGUUUGUCUUUGGGGCUUUGAACGCCAAUGGGGAGGUGGAGAUGAAGCAAUGCCGGGAGAUAAUCAUGGCGUGUUCGCCACUUCCGGUCACUUUCCACCGGGCGUUCGAUGUGUGUAAGAAGCCGACGAUUGAGAUCGAGGUCAUUAUCGACCUGGGGUUCAAGCGGGUUCUGACCAGCGGCCAGCAGAAAAAUGCGCAAUUGGGGGCCAAGCUGAUUAAGAACCUGAUGGAGCAGGUGGGGGACAGGAUUUGUAUUGUGCCCGGGGGCGGGAUUACGAAGCAGAAUUUGGGGUUCAUUGUGGAGCACACGGGGGCCAAGGAGUACCACGGGUCCUUCAAGAAGGCCAAAGAGGGGGAGGAGAAGGAGAAGACUGCAGGGGAAGUGGAGCAGGAGAGGGUGCUCUAUGUCACCGAUAAGGAUUAUGUGGCCGAAGUUGUCCAUAUUUUGAAUGUUGCUUGAGUUUUUUUGUAUUUCUUUUAACUGUAUUAUUGUCAAAUAAAGUUUUGUGGAAAAUUUA